Molecule: messenger RNA, 11691 nt
Organism: Dreissena polymorpha
Lineage: Eukaryota; Metazoa; Mollusca; Bivalvia; Myida; Dreissenidae
Product: arf-GAP with SH3 domain, ANK repeat and PH domain-containing protein 1-like
Exons: 27
Coding region: 123-3098 (991 amino acids)
Biological process (GO): positive regulation of GTPase activity
Cellular component (GO): cytoplasm
Molecular function (GO): GTPase activator activity; protein binding
Source: RefSeq, a predicted model, not a curated record
AAGCUCAUAUUUUUCUCUUUAUGGCGAUAAUUAAUAACAAUAUUUCAUUUCCGGAGAUUGCGGAAAACAAAGUUGAAAUGUAGAUUUUCUUGCAUUUUGCGAGUCUCCACGAAUCUGCAAUCAUGUCGGGGUCGAUAACCGUUGCAGAAUUUAUCGACCAAACAUUGGAGGACUACAACUCCCCAACAACUUCAACGUUCGACAAGAAUAUGUCAUGCUGCAAAUCGGCUGUCACCAAAAUUGAGGAAGAUUUAGAUGCAGACAGAAGCGAGUUAACAAAAUUAAAGAAGUCAGUGAGAGCUCUCUACAAUUCAACAAGCAAAUAUGCACAGAAUGAGAGUGAUAUAGCUGAGAACCUAGAGAGACUUGCAAACAGCACGAACAAUUCUCAUAAGCAGAUAAAUGACGCACUUCACCAGUUUGCACAGUUCACAAAAACUCUGGGAACUCUUAUAGAAGACAUGUCCAAGUCCCUGUACAACAGUCUCCAGUACCCCCUGGAGUGCUUCCUGAAGGGGGACAUCAAGCAGGUGAAGGGCGAGCUGAGGAGGCCCUUUGACAAGGCCUCGAGGGACUACGACUCUAAAUUCACAAAACUUGAGAAGGAUGCAAAGAAGAAGGCAACAGACAUUGGUGGUUAUCGGACGGAGCUGGCAGGCAGCGAGGUGGCUGAGGAGAUGGAAAAGGAGCGCAAAUACUUCCAACUACAGAUGUGCACUUACCUGAUGAAAGUUAAUGAGAUUAAAACCAAGAAAGGCGUCGAUUUGCUCAAUUACUUCAUCGAGUAUUACAAAGCAGUGAAACUGUUUUUCAACAAGGGACAAUCUGAGAUAGAGAAACACCAGGCGUUCAUUGAAGAUCUGGGCCUGCAACUGAAAGAAAUCAAACUAACUCAGAGUCAGGAGAAAGGCAGACUCCAGGAGCUGCAGACUAAGCUGAAGAACUCCAUGGCGGGGUAUAAGGAGCCCAGCUCUACCGGUGCAGUCACGUCUGGUUACCGGCUUCAUCAGCUGCAGGGAAACAAGAACCACGGCUCCAUCAAGGAAGGCUACCUGCUGAAGAAGAGUGAAGGCAUGCUGAAGAAGAUGUGGCAGAAACGCAAGUGUAAAAUCAAGGAUGGGAUCAUGCUGAUCAGCCAUUCUGAUGAAUCCAAAGAACCUGUGCGUUUGAAUCUCCUGACAUGUCAAGUGAAACUUGUCUCUGAGGAUCCAGGAAAGAAGUGUUUUGAUCUGGUAUCUAGUCAUGGAAACCGAACCUAUCAUUUCCAGGCAGAAGACGAACAUGAAAUGGAAAAGUGGAUAUCUGUACUAAGCAAUGCCAAAGAAGAAGUCCUCAACAAGGCUUUCCAGGACUCGGGCUCAGGCAUGAUGAUCAAUGAGAACGUUAGAGAGCUGACCAAAGGAAUCAUAGACAGAAUACUGAAGCUUCCCGGCAAUGAUCGAUGCUGCGAUUGUGGCGCCCUUGAUCCUAAGUGGAUGUCCACCAACCUGGGUGUACUGAUAUGCCUGGAGUGCUGUGGUAUCCAUAGAAACCUUGGCGUCCACAUUUCACGCACACAAAGUCUGGAGAUUGAUCAACUGGGCACCUCACAGCUUCUGCUUGCUAGAGUUAUAGGAAAUUACUACUUCAAUGAAGUUUUAGAGGCCAGAUUGACCAGCGAAGACCAAAAAAAACUUAAACCAGGCGCUGAAAUGAAACAAAGAGAGGACUACAUCAAAGCCAAAUACAUCGACCAUCAGUACACCAUUAAGACAUGCAGUGACGUUCGUGAGCUGCAGAGUGACUACCAACAGGCGAUACAACAGAAAGAACUGCAGGCAAUCCUACAAGUGCGAGCAGAGGGCCUAGAUUUGAUGACCGUGUUACCUGAAUCUCCUGUUGAAGAGACUGCCCUGCAUCUUGCCAUAGCCCAGGAAGAUGGUACCUCGCUGCCAAUUGUGGAUUUCAUCAUCCAAAACUCCAGCCUAAACAGUCUGGGUCGUCAGACUCGUGACGGCAACACAUGCCUGCACCUGUGUGCAAUGUUGAACAAGGCUGAGUGCAUGAAGUGUCUGCUGCGCACCAAACCAGAGAUUGCACACAUCAAGAAUUCUUUAGGGCAGACGGCAUUAGAUAUAGCCAAUGAGAACAGUUAUCAGCUUUGCGCAGACUUGUGCAAGGCAGCCAUGGAAGGGAAGAAGGAUGUCUUUGAACACAUUAACAUUGAAUGGGACCUCAUGACGGAUGAAGGGCCUGAAUAUAGUGAUGAUGAUCUGGAUGUCCCUGAAAAGCAUCCAAGGUCGCGACCCUCCAGCCUGGUAGGCGUGGAGCUACAGAUGCAGCAGGACGGGUCCCAUCUACGGGAUAGGGCAGAAUCUGAGGCAACCUCUGUACGGUCCGGACCCAACAAACCAAGAAAAAAAAACCUUACGCAUCCAACCAGGUUUCGCAAUAGUAUGAGAAAUAUUCCAGGCCUUAUAAACAGUAGUUCCAGCCACCAGUUCCCUGCAGCCCCCAAUCAAGGUGAAAAGUCCCCGGAGCCACCACUUCCCCCUAGAGCCAUGAAGAAACCCCCUGCAGCUGUUUCACUGAGUCAUCAGGGACCAGCAACGACUAAGGCUCCAAUGCAAGUCCCGACCCACCCCAUCAAUAAGUCUGACCCGGAAAAUGAGAUUCCUUACAAGCUGCACCGUCGAACGCCAUCGGAACCUCCCCCGCGACCUUUACCACUGGAUAAUCGUUUCACUGUGAACAUUCCAUACAAUCCCCAUGGCAUUGCCAAGUUUAAUGCUGACACUGCAGACAAGCCCUUGAUUCCCCCUAGACCCAGGGCCACGUCAGGGGGAGAUGAGCAGCUCAAGACCAAUCAUAUUGAAGUUCCUGAGGCUCCGCCUCCUGUACCAGCCCCUAGAAAGCAGCCAAAAAAGCCAGGGUUCCGCCGAUGCAAGGCCAAAUUUGACUGUGAUGCAGAUAACGAGGACGAGCUGACCUUCAGAGAAGGGGAGAUAAUCAUACUCCUACGGGAAGAGGAGGAAGAGUGGUGGGAAGGGGAGAUAGAACACCAGCCACAUAGGAGAGGACUGUUUCCAAUUAGUUUUAUGGAAGGGAUACCAGACUGACGUGAGGCUGAAAUGGCAGGAAUAUCAAUAAACCAAAAUGAACUGCUAGAAUUAUUGCUGGUAGUUGUCAACCAGACUGAAAUGUCCAGAUAAUGAAUAAAACCAGUCUCAGAGAAGGAAGAUCUGAAUUGAAAUUCCAAGAAUACAAGUAAACCAGUUUGGUGUUAUGAAAAUAUUUAUCGACCAGUCUCAAGUUCAUACAAUUUUAGUGGACCCUCUAAAAAUUAAUAGAAUUUUAGGGGAAUAUUUCUGAGUCAAAUUUGUGUAAACCUGUCAGAAAUAGAGAGAAUUUGUUUAAACCAGUGUUAGUUUCUUGGUAUAAUUGUUACCCGAUGAGAUAUUCAGAGAAUUAGUGAACCAAUCUAAAACUCUUAGAAUAUUGAACCAGUAGCCAGCUUUCAAUGCCAAAACUUUUAUUUUGUUUGGAAAUUGAAUUCUUUCUAAAAAAUAACUCAUUGAAUUAUUGUUUAUUGUAUUUUGCUUAAGUACAUGUAUAUUAAAAGUGUAACAGUUUUAAAAGUCCCAUUUAAAGUAUGUAAAUUAUAAGUUAUUCUAAUUAUAUGGCAUAAUAGGUAUCGAGCAUGAAAAAUGUGCUAAAAUUAUUUUCAUUCAUUGCUUUCUUAUCUCAUUAUCGUAUCUAUAAGUAAAUGAUAAACAGGUUUAUUGCUAUCAUAUUUUUGCUUUCACAAAGAAAAUGGAAAAAUCGUGUAUUAUAGCUAUAUGGUUUAACUCUGCAUUGGCUGUCCUGAAUAUUUCUUAUUUGCGUUCUGUAUUUGAUUUGUUUUGUUUUGAAGUUAUCCAUUUAAGGGAUUUUAUUAACAAUAUGUGCAAUAAUUUUGUCAGGGAACAAAAUGUUUGAAUUGUUUACAACAGUAUCUGCUAAGUUGAUAGUCAGUUAAGAUAGUUGCCAAGGUGUAGGUAUGAAUUAGGUCUCAUACCAGUUUGUUUCCAUGUUUUAAUCACUGAUUAAAAUGUACAGUGUAUCCAUACCAGUUUGUUUCCACGUUUAAAUCACUGAUUAAAAUGUACAGUCUAUCCAUACCAGUUUGUUUCCACGUUUAAAUCACUGAUUAAAAUGUACAGUGUAUCCAGACCAGUGUGUUUCCUCUUUUUAAUCACUGAUUAAAAUGUACAGUCUAUCCAUACAAGUUUGUUACCACUUUUUAAUCACUGAUUAAAAUGUACAGUGUAUCCAUACCAGUAUGUUUCCACUUUUUAAUCACUGAUUAAAAUGUACAGUCUAUCCAUACAAGUUUGUUACCACUUUUUAAUCACUGAUUAAAAUGUACAGUGUAUCCAUACAUCACUGAUUAAAAUGUACAGUGUAUCCAUACAUCACUGAUUAAAAUGUACAGUGUAUCCAUACCAGUUUGUUUCCUCUUUUUAAUCACUGAUUAAAAUGUACAGUCUAUCCAAACCAGUUUGUUUCCACUUUUAAAACACUGAUUAAAAUGUACAGUGUAUCCAUACCAGUUUGUUUCCCCUUUUUAAUCACUGAUUUAAAUGUACAGUGUAUUUGUUAUGUUAUGACCAGAACGAGUUCAAAGUUUAGUGGUAAAUAAGUAAUUAAAUUAAAGUUGAUUGGUGAUUUAGAAAUACACUGAACAUUCAUUUGUGAUUAAGAAUUUCACUUAACGUUUAUUUGUGAUUAAGAAAUUCACUGAGCAUUCAUUGGUGAUUAAGAAAUUCACUUAAAUUUCCAUAUUAACAGAUAAGCAUCACAGCAAAGAAUCAAGUGUUACCUUUAAUCAAAUUUUCAGCUAUGGCAUAAUCUUUUUUCAUUAUCAAAUACCAAGUUUUAACCUGGCCUAAUAAAGAACAAUUUUAUUUAACUUGUUUGGUACUGUUGUAUUCAAUACUGAAGGUUCAUUUUACAAUGUGAGUGUGAUACAUGUAUAUGUGAAAUGAGAAUAGUAAAAAAUAGUAUGUCACUAGUGUGAAAUCAGGGGGAAUAGUGUAAAAAAUAGUUUGAAAUUAGUCGGAAUAGCGUACUAGUAUUUAAAUGGCAAUUACCGGUACUUGAAAAUAGUGUAGAAUGGUAGUUGUCUAUUAGAUUUGGAUUUGAAAGUUACAAAUCUGUUAAAUCUGUCAUAAUGUAAACAUAUGAUUAGCAAAAUAAUCGAACUUAGGCUUUUAAAUGCAGCAUUUCUUUACUAUGUUCUGUUCUUUAUUUUGUGCCAUAGCAUUGUUCAACUUCAAUUGCAUUUGAAAGCCCAUAUGCCAGUGUAAAAAUCUUUCUUGAUGUUUGCUUUCAUAAACUGGAAUCCAUUUUUGAAAUCUUGCCCAAUUUGUAUUUUCUGAAUAGAGUCUUUUAUAAACAACCUUAAUGUUUACUGGUUCUUUUUAGCAAUUUCAAGAGUGUUGUUAAUGGCUAUUGUUCAAGUUUGCAAAUAUCAACAGUUGAAUGGAUAAUCAUCUUGUUAUAAUAACUUGGUUACUAGAAAUCAUUAUUGAUAGUUUAGGACUCUUUAAACAACAAGACUUAAGUUGCAUAUUGGAGUCACAUCCUUUUGAUUUUUUCUAUAUUGUUGGUGAUAUUAGUUUUGAAAGGGUAUCUAUGUGUUCUUGCAAAUAGAGUGUGACGAAUGUGUUUAAUUUAUGGGUUAAAGGUUUUGUUGUGAGAGAAGUUCAGAUUUGUGCAUUUAAAUAUUACCAAUGAGGAAAGACAUAUGAACCUCCUUCCAGGAAAACUGCAUUUGUGUAAUGUGUCGACUCAGUCUGCACAGGCUAAUGAACCUCCUUCCAGGAAAACUGCAUUUGUGUAAUGUGUCGACUCAAUUUGCACAGGCUAAUGAACCUCCUUCCAGGAAAACUGUGUAAUGUGUCGACUCAGUCUGCACAGGCUAAUCAGGGAUGACACUUUCCCCUUUUUAUGGAUUUUUUUGUUUAAAUAAAGUCCAGCGCCCUCACACUACUUUGGGGGAAGGGGUCCGCAGCCCUUAGGAGGGGGAAUUUUUGCGGUGUUUCCCUUUUUGGGGGAUUUUUUACUUACUCUCUCAUUAUUACAUUUGUACAUAUUUGCACUAUAUUCAUUGCAUUUUUCAUAAUUUAGUAUGUUUGCAAAGAUUAAAUUGAAAUGGAAUUGAGAUAUAAUAAUCAUGAGACACAUCUUUCUAUUUAAAAAAAAAAAAAAAAAAAAAAAUUUUUAGGGGGAAUUUUUCCCCCCAAAAGGGGAAAAAAGUAUACUUUUCAUGUGGGGGACUGCCGGAAUUUCGGCAGCAGAUUUAAUAGAUUGAGGGCCCUGAAGUCUCUUCUAAAGGAAUAUCUAGUCUAAGCGGAAAGUGUUUUCCCUGAUUAGUCUUUGCAGACUUCUUAGGCCUAUCUGGGAUGACACUUUAUGGCAUAAUGCACAGCCCAUUUUUCUGGCAAAUUAUGUCAGAGGUACUUUUUUAGUUUAAACCUAUUUAUUCUAGCUCGAUUGCAUAGAAAGUCUAAGGCUUAUUUGAAACGCUCUCCAGUCUCUCUCCUGGGACUAGAACCAGAACUUGACGUCUAUGGGGGAAAUGUAAAGAACACUCCCACAGUGGGGAAUGAAUCCAUGACCUCCUGAUUGCUAGUCGGACACCAUAUCCACUACACCACUGCGACUUUUUUGACGUUGCAGAGAGUAUUAGUAUGACCUUUAGUCUGUAAUAUGAUCUUUAUUGUUUCUUAUUGCUGUCAUUCACCAUUUUUAGAGGAGUAAUCCAAUGUUUUUCUUGCCAAGACACAAGCUGGUUACUUUGUGGUAAUCAAAAUGCAGUGUUGCCAAAAAAUACUCUAAACUUCCUUUUGUCAUUAUCAAAUUAAAAUUUGCUCACUUUAGAAAAUGACUCAAAUUGUUUGGAAAGAAAUACUCAGUAGUCAAGACUUGUCUAUAAUUGACAGCAUGGUGUAUGGAAAAAUUUAGCUAUUUCAACUACAGAUUACUAUUCUAAAAGACUCGUAAGAGAAGAUAAAUAAUUGUAUCAAUAAAAGGUCUAUAGGCACAAAGCAUUACACACAUAUGUGUGUAAGCUUUUACUAAGGGAUAAUGCAAUGCUAGUAAAUACCCGGUAUUCAUAUUCGAAUAGUGAUUAGCUAUUAAAAAGGCACAUAGGAAAGAUAACCUAUAGUUUUUUGGUUAAAUUUCGAAAUGCAAUAGGUAGAUUUAAUGGUUAAUAUUUAGAUCGGCAAAUAGCAAUAGAAAAAUAGCAGUGAAUUGCUAAAUAGUUGAAUAGUCAGUAGGCAAAUUAUUGCAAUUAGUUAUUGAUUACUUUUCUAUAGAUUUCAAUAGAAUGAAGCCAACAGACAGUAGAUUUACAAAAUAUUUAAAUAGGUGUAUUAUAGACAAAUGUGGUGUAAUUUAUGAUGGCUGUAGGAAAGGAAGCCUUCUUGUCUUCAAUGCAAUGAUAUUUAUGUGCAUAUUAUAUUCACGAUUUAAUUGUUUUUGGAUGAUGCACAUUUUUCGUACAAACAUUGUCAUUCCAUUUGUAAAUUCAGAGUACGGUAUAAUCUUUUAAUAAGUGAAAGUUUAUUAAAAGAUCCUUCAUUUGUUUGUAUGCAUAAAUGUAUCAUCAAACUUAGCGUUUAUUGCCAUUCAUAAUUCCAUUUCUUAAAAUCUAAGCCUUUAUUCUCGGCGUUACUUGUUAAUUUUUGCAUUCAACAGAUGUCAUACUGUUAUUGUGUAACAUAUUGGUUUAAUUAUUUGUCAGUGCAUUGGUAGGAGAAUGUAUUCUUCCACUCUCUCAUAUGUUGCCGCAUUUUUAUCGUUCUUCUUCAAUGCAAUGUAAUCACUAACUGAUUUUGCAUGCAGAAUGUUUUUUUAUUGAACCUUAAAAGUCAGUUAUAUAUAUAUUGAAAAUCUUUUAUUUUACCAUCAAUAACUUUGUAAUCUGUUGAGAGUUGAGAGAGCUAACAUAGGAGGAUAAAAGUCUUUUUUGGAAACACGUUUUGUGUACAUUCUCCAUUAUGAAACAAUCAUUGUUCUUUUGUUGUUAUAAAAAAACUUUUACAAAGCACAAUUUUUCCAAAUACCAAGAAAUGGAUACCAAAACACAAUCAUUGUAAAUGUUGUACUGCCUAUAAUAUUACCACCAGUACUUGAAAUAUCUGCACUUGUUUAUGAAGUGUAUUGAGGCUUCAUUUGUUGGGCAUGUAAUAUACAUUGUAAAUGGUACAUCAAAUAAUGUCAAAUUUAUUCAAAAACAUAAAAGCACUUGGAAUGCUUUCAUUCCAGAAACAGCACAAGUUUCUAAAUUUUACCAAGCUCAGUUUAUAUUUGUUUAAAUCCAAAUAAUAGGUAAAUUUGUGCAAGGCUUUAAAUUCUUGCAUACAGGGUGUUGCAUUAAAAUGAUUUUGUGAUGUAUAUAAGCAUUUUUGGAUGAAAAGGAAAAAAAAAAUUUUAUUCACUUUUAACAAUUAAUUUUGUUAUUGUAUUUGAUUAAUUAUUUGUAUGUGUAGGUUUGCAUUUAAACAAUCAUUUUAAGGAAAUCAUGCUUAAUUAUAUACCCUCUGUUAGAAUUUAAAAGGGAUAUGUUGGAAUCACCUCGGACGUCUGUCAGUAAGUCAGUUGGUAUGUGCGUCUGUUUGUCCAUAGACUUACAUUUACCCAAUCGUAUUCUCCUUCACUUUUCAAUAUACAGCCACUUGGUAUGUAUUCGUCACUAUUGUGACUCACUGUCAUUUGAAAUGCUCAAGGUAGCUUUUUUGCUACGUGUGGUGCAUCGUCAACUUAUUGCUUGUUACCACUCAAGUGGCCACAUUUGUCAUUCAAUCUUGUUGAAAUGUGGACAGAAUGUUCACCAUGACAAUAUCUAGGCCAAGUUUGAAUCUGGGUCAAAUUUGUAAAAAAAAACUAGGUCAAUGGGUUAAAUCCUAGGAAAACUCUGUAUCACUCUAGAGGCCACAUAUUGUCUUUCAUCUUGAUGAAAAAAACUAGGUCAGUGGGCUAAAUCCUAGGAAAACUCUGUACCACUCUAGAGGCCACAUAUUGUCUUUCAUCUUGAUGAAAAAAACUAGGUCAGUGGGCUAAAUCCUAGGAAAACUCUGUAUCACUCUAGAGGCCACAUAUUGUCUUUCAUCUUGAUGUAACUUAGCCAGAAUCUUUAUGUUUCAAUCUUGCUCAUGUGCCUCCAAAAACUUCAUUUCCAGGUCAUUUCUUAGAAAACCGUGUAACCACUCUAGAAAAAUCAUGAAUCACUCAAUUUUGAAAUAUUUUCAGAAUCUUAAUCUUUUCAUUCUUUAGGCUCAUUUUGAAUCUAGAUAAUCAACAAACUAGGUCACCAUAUCAAAUCUAAGAAAAAUCAUGUUUCCCCUUGAGUGGUGACAUGUAUGACUUUAUCUUGAUUAAAUUUGGUUGAAUGCUUAUAUUUGCAGUAUCAAGGCUAAAUUUGAAUCUGGGCUAUUUAGAUCAUAUGACUAGUCCAAUCUUAUAAAAACUUAAUUACCGCUUUAAGGGCAACAUUUAUGUCUCAAUAUUGAUGAAACUCAGAAAAUCUUUACAAUACCUAGGCCAAGUUUGAAUCUUUGUCAUGUGCGUCCCAAAACUAGGUCACCAGGUCAUAUCUUAGCAAAACUAGGUCACCAGGUCAUAUCUUAGCAAAACCUUGUAGACAAUAACACUCGAGAAGCAACAUUUAUAACUCAAUGUUGAUCAGAGAAUUUAAUUUGACAAUAGCAAAGUUCAAAUCUGGGUCAUAUGGGUCUAGAAAUUAGGUCACCAGGUCAAAUCUUCAACAAUUGGUGUCUGUGCACCUAAGUGCACAAAGGGCAAUCAUGGCCCUCUUUUUGUUAGCUUAAGGAUUUGAAGAGUAGAGUUCAGGAUACUGAUAUUUGUACUAAUUAUUAGUUUUAUGUAUCUCAUUAUAUAAUUAUUUAUUGCAUUUAUUUAGAUCUGUAUUUUAUUUAUAUCAUUUUGUGUUAACAUUUAAAUAUGACAAAUCAAUAGUUCAGAAGAGAUAUCUGUAAAAGUCUUAUUGGUUAAUUCCUACAACUGCCAUACUGACAAGUAGUGUGUUCUUUGGAAGCAAUUGAAAAGUCGCAUGUUAAUUAAAUGCAUUUUUGCUUCAUGGCCAUGCUUAUUUCUCUGUAGUCUGUUCAAGGUACAUUUUAAACGCAAUCAAAUGGUAAUUUGGAGGAUUGUGUAGUUAUCAUAAUUUCAGUUGGUUCUACGGUUGGUGUGCCUCCGUAGCUCAGUGGAAAAGGCGCUUGCCUUGAUAUCCAGAGGUCCCGGAUUUGAUCCCGGGUCGGGGCACACACAUGCCAGUCAUGUUUCAGCGGAAUGCUGACUGACAAUUAAAGGCUUUGCCCGGCAUUAAGACGUUAAGACGGUUGACAGUUUCUUGUAAUUUAAGUGAACUUUUAUAUGAUUUGCUACAAAUGUUAACUGCACGUGUAACAAUAUUUUGUUAUAAUUAUCCCCAUGUUUUUCGGAGAAAAAGUGGGGAUAUUGUGGUGAUGUGCGUCUGUCCAUCCGUCCUGGCCACCUGCUCCUCCUACACUAUUAGCACUAGAACCUUGAAACUGACAUACAUGGUAGCUAUGAGCAUAUGUGCAAUGGUGACAGUGACGGAAUUUUGAUCUGACCCCUGGGUCAAAAGUUAUGGGGGUUGGGGCGGGGCCGGGUUAGAGAUUUCACUCCUUUUUUUAAAUGUUAUUUUACAUUAACUUCUUCAUUUCUGCACUGAUUUACUUCAAAUUGAUACUGAGCCUCUCUUAUGACAAAACGGUCAAUCUCAACUAUGCAUGGGCCCGUUACCAACCCUGGGGCGCCCCGGCCACAUAGGCCACGCCCACCCAAAAUUGCCUUUUACUAUAAUUUCUUCAUUUCUACACCGUUUCACUUCAAAUUGAUACUGAACCUCUCUUAUGACAAUAAGGUCAAUCGCAGCUAUGCAUGGCCCCGUUACCAACCCUGGGGCACCCCGCCCACAUAGGCCACGCCCACCCAAAGUUGCCUUUUACUAUAACUUCUUCAUUUCUACACCGAUUCACUUCAAAUUGAUACUGAACCUCUCUUAUGACAAUACAGUUAAUCUAAACUAUGCAUGGCCCCAUUACCAACCCUGGGGCGCCCCGCCCACAUAGUUCAUGCCCACCCAAAAUUGCCUUUUACUAUAAUUUCCUUAUUUAUACACCGAUUCACUUCAAAUUGAUACUGAACCUCUCUUAUUACAAUACAGUCAAUCUCAACUAUGCGUGGCCCCAUUACCAACCCUGGGGCGCUGCGCCCACAUAGGCCACGCCCACCCAAAAUUGCCUUUUACUAUAAUUUCUUCAUUACUACAACGAUUCACUUCUAAUUGAUACUGAACUUCUCUUAUGACAAUACGGUCAAUCUCAACUAUGCAUGGCCCCAUUACCAACCCUGGGGCGCCCCUGGGUCAAACAUGAGGCGUGGGGAUACGCAUCGGCCUCUGCCGCGCCAUUUCUAGUUACAGUAUGAUUUAAAAGCAUUAUUUUGUGUGUGUUUUUUUAAGAACUAAGUUCGUCUUAGCUUUUAUGGUCAUUGUUAAAUUGUGUUAUGUAACUGCAAUGUUUUACAUGUAUUCCCGUACAAUAACUCAGUGUUAUGUGUGUUAUGCAUUUACAAAUAUAUAUGUGUACAAAGUAACCAUAUUAAAUACAAACUGAA